AUGGACAAGCUCAUAAACUGCUGUUUUACAACAACGGAGAAAAGUCUGUUGUCUGAUAUGCCGCACUCUCCAUCGAUCCAUUCUCUGCAAGCAUCUGAAAACUGGAAUGACAUCCUGUUUACAUUGAGGAGCAAAAAUUCCACAGAGCCGGUGACAACUCAGCCGUCUCCCGUUGCUUCUGCUACAUCCAGAGUCACAACCAUCCUGUGUACUGGAGGCAGCUGGUCCACUGGCCUAUUGGACAUCUUCCAGGACAAGGGAGUGUGUGUGUGGGGCUUGCUCUGCAGCCCAUGUCUGGAAUGCAGCCUUGCCAGCCACUACGGAGAGUGCUUCUGCUUCCCGCUGCUGCUGGGUUCCACUGUGGCCCUGAGGACCAGCACCAGAGAGCGAUUCAAAAUACGCGGAACCCUCUUCGGAGACUGGAUGGUCGUUCAUUGCUGCUGGCCCUUUGCUGUCUGCCAAAUGGCCCGAGAAAUGAAAAGGAGGCCCGUCUUCCAGGUCUAUGAAACAUCCCAGCUGCAGCCUACCCCUCCAGCCAAAGGUGCUUUCGUUUAA
Messenger RNA from Varanus komodoensis (Komodo dragon), 555 nucleotides. It is a transcript of the gene PLAC8L1, whose product is annotated as PLAC8 like 1. The transcript has 4 exons. NCBI's taxonomy places the organism in Eukaryota, Metazoa, Chordata, Lepidosauria, Squamata, Varanidae. The coding region runs from base 1 to 555 and encodes 184 amino acids. The record is from RefSeq and is a predicted model, not a curated record.